Messenger RNA from Capsella rubella, 1793 nucleotides. RefSeq names its product elongation factor 2. Gene Ontology annotation, biological process: translational elongation. Gene Ontology annotation, molecular function: GTP binding; ribosome binding; translation elongation factor activity. The record is from RefSeq and is a predicted model, not a curated record. Gene Ontology annotation, cellular component: ribonucleoprotein complex; cytosol. The transcript is spliced from 5 exons. Lineage: Eukaryota; Viridiplantae; Streptophyta; Magnoliopsida; Brassicales; Brassicaceae. The coding region runs from base 141 to 1793 and encodes 550 amino acids.
UUGUUGUUUGUUUCGAUAGGCCUGUUGUUAUGUAUCGUUCGAUUUUGUGAACUUGAUCUGGUUCGAUAGCUCUUUUCUACAAAUCUGAAUAGAUCACAGUCGUUCUACAAAUCUGAGGUGAGAUUUAAAAGUUUGACAAGAUGGUGAAGUUUACAUCUGAGGAGCUGCGUAGGAUUAUGGACUACAAACACAACAUCCGUAAUAUGUCCGUUAUUGCCCAUGUUGAUCACGGGAAAUCCACUCUCACUGAUUCCUUGGUCGCUGCUGCUGGUAUCAUUGCCCAAGAGGUUGCUGGUGAUGUUCGUAUGACUGAUACCAGAGCUGAUGAGGCAGAACGUGGUAUCACUAUUAAGUCUACUGGUAUCUCUCUCUACUACGAGAUGACUGAUGCUUCCCUUAAGAGUUUCACUGGAGCCAGAGAUGGCAACGAAUACCUCAUCAACCUUAUUGAUUCACCUGGGCACGUUGACUUUUCUUCUGAGGUUACUGCUGCUCUCCGUAUUACUGAUGGUGCUCUUGUUGUGGUCGACUGCAUUGAGGGUGUCUGUGUUCAGACAGAGACUGUUUUACGUCAGGCUCUUGGUGAGAGGAUUCGACCUGUCUUGACUGUCAACAAGAUGGACAGAUGUUUCCUUGAGCUUCAGGUUGAUGGUGAGGAGGCUUACCAGACUUUCUCGAGGGUCAUUGAGAAUGCUAAUGUCAUCAUGGCUACAUAUGAGGAUCCUCUCCUUGGUGAUGUUCAAGUUUAUCCUGAGAAAGGUACUGUGGCGUUUUCUGCUGGUCUCCAUGGUUGGGCGUUUACACUUACCAACUUUGCCAAGAUGUAUGCUUCCAAGUUCGGUGUUGAUGAAUCUAAGAUGAUGGAAAGGCUCUGGGGUGAGAAUUUCUUUGACCCAGCCACCAGGAAAUGGACUACCAAAAACACUGGUUCAGCAACCUGCAAGCGUGGAUUUGUCCAGUUCUGCUAUGAACCAAUCAAGCAAAUCAUCGCUACUUGCAUGAAUGACCAGAAGGACAAGUUAUGGCCUAUGUUGCAGAAGCUUGGUGUCCAGAUGAAGAAUGAUGAGAAGGAACUGGUGGCUAAACCUUUGAUGAAGCGUGUUAUGCAGACGUGGCUCCCUGCCAGUACUGCACUACUUGAGAUGAUGAUCUUCCAUUUGCCAUCUCCCCACACUGCCCAGAGGUACCGUGUUGAGAAUCUGUAUGAAGGUCCCCUUGAUGAUAAGUAUGCCAAUGCCAUCAGGAACUGUGACCCCAAUGGUCCUCUCAUGCUGUACGUGUCUAAGAUGAUUCCUGCCUCUGACAAGGGUAGGUUCUUUGCCUUUGGUCGUGUCUUUGCUGGUAAGGUUUCUACUGGUAUGAAGGUCAGAAUCAUGGGUCCCAACUUUGUCCCUGGUGAGAAGAAGGAUCUGUUUGUUAAGAGUGUUCAGAGGACUGUUAUUUGGAUGGGUAAGAGGCAAGAGACAGUGGAGGAUGUUCCUUGUGGGAACACUGUUGCUAUGGUUGGGCUGAAGAGAGGUCACGUCUUUGAGGAGAUGCAGAGGCCAGGAACACCUUUGUACAACAUCAAGGCGUACCUGCCUGUUGUGGAGUCGUUUGGAUUCUCGGCUCAGCUUAGGGCAGCAACCUCAGGACAAGCGUUCCCGCAGUCUGUGUUUGAUCAUUGGGAUAUGAUGGCUUCUGACCCUCUGGAGCUAGGAACUCAAGCUUCAACUCUGGUGGCUGAGAUCAGGAAGAGGAAGGGUUUGAAGGAACAGAUGACUCCACUAUCUGAUUUCGAAGACAAGCUUUAA